This is a messenger RNA of Toxorhynchites rutilus septentrionalis, 555 nucleotides long. RefSeq names its product elongin-C-like. Bases 44 to 463 code for a protein of 139 amino acids. Gene Ontology annotation, molecular function: protein-macromolecule adaptor activity. Gene Ontology annotation, biological process: ubiquitin-dependent protein catabolic process. NCBI's taxonomy places the organism in Eukaryota, Metazoa, Arthropoda, Insecta, Diptera, Culicidae. The transcript has 2 exons. The record is from RefSeq and is a predicted model, not a curated record. Gene Ontology annotation, cellular component: elongin complex.
CAUGGACGAAUCUGUACCCAUACUCCUGGAAUCCAGUAUAUAAAUGCGGACCAUUGGGUCGGAAUCAUCAAACUCUUACAUCUCGAAUCCCACCAAACAAUCAAGCGCUACAGCAAUGGACAACUGCGAGAAAUCAAAGCAUCACAUCGGGAACUGCGAGGGACCGGAUUCGGAGUUCAUAAAGUUAGUUUCAGCCGAAGGAGAUGAGUUUAUCGUGAAACGUGAGCACGCAUUCCUCUCGGACAUCAUCCAAGCUAUGCUCUCCGGUCCUGGUCAAUUUGCCGAAUCCGAAACAAAUACGAUCCACUUCAGGGAAAUUUCAUCACCAAUACUCGAAAAAGUAUGUCAGUAUUUGGAGUACAAACAUCGCUACAUGAAUAGCAGCAAUAGCGCACCAGAAUUCCCCAUUGAAUUUAAUAUGGUGCUCCAGCUUUUGUUGGCCGCUAAUUUCCUAAAUAUAUAAAUAUUUAAACUAGUGAGUAGAAAAACUAUAAUUACAACACAAGAACAAUCAUAAUGACCUUUGUUUUGGACAAAUACGGGUAGAAGUAGGAA